AUUCCCAGGUACUUAAAAGGCAGGGCAGUUUUCCAGCAGUUUGCAAUUGCACUGCAUCAAGGUUGCACCCAGAUUAGUCCGCUGAAAUCUUCAUUUCUCAAUUCAAAAUGGGAAAACAGAAAGCAAUGAUCAAAAAAAUUGAAAAUCAUUGCCGAAUAGAAAAUCUGUUGGGAAGACAGUGUCUUGCUGAAUGUCUAGGAACAUUGAUUCUUGUGUUAUUUGGUUGUGGAGCAGUGGCACAAGUUACCCUCAGCAGGGGUACACAUGGACAAUUUUUGACAAUUAAUUUUGCCUUCGGAUUUGCAGUGAUGCUUGGUGUGCUCAUUGCUGGUAAAGUAUCAGGAGCUCAUCUGAACCCCGCCGUGACCUUUGCCAUGUGCUUGCUUGCCCGUGAGCCCUGGAUAAAGUUUCCCCUUUACUCUUUGGCGCAAACACUUGGUGCCUUCCUAGCAUCGGGUAUUAUUUUUGGUUUGUAUUAUGAUGCGUUUUGGGACUUCAGUGGUCAAAACCAACUACUAGUUUACGGUCCUAAUGCCACGGCUGGAAUUUUUGCAACGUAUCCAUCUGCACAUUUAGGUUCAUCCAAUGGUUUCUUUGAUCAGACGAUUGGGACAGCUGCUCUCAUAGUGUGCAUCCUGGCCAUUGUGGACAAAUGGAAUACCCCAGUGCCUAACGGACUAGAGGCAUUUACUGUUGGCUUUACCGUGCUUGUAAUCGGUUUGUCAAUGGGUUUCAACUCUGGGUAUGCGGUGAACCCAGCCAGAGAUCUUGGACCCCGUUUGUUUACAUCAUUAGCUGGCUGGGGAACUGAGGUUUUCACUGCUGGAAACUACUGGUUUUGGAUCCCCAUUUUUGCCCCACUUCUUGGUUCUAUACUUGGUAUUCUGGUAUAUCAAUUAAUGAUCGGCAUACACUUUGAGCCUAAAGAGCAGAGUUCACCCGCUGGUGAAGAAAAUGUAAAACUCGCAAAUGUGAAAUUAAGAGAAGGUUGCUGAUGCACUGUAGAUCACAUGCAAAUACUUGCUAAAUCGAUACUAGCAAUAUUCUUGUCACACCACAAAAUGUGGACGCUUUUGAAGAUUAUAGCUUUUUUAGAAGACUAUUUCAAGGCAAUGUAGCUUUUUAUGUUCGACGCUUACAAUGUCCUGAUGGAUUUCCAAGGCCACAAACCAAAUGCAAAAAUAUCCACAGGCAUUGGCGCACAUACUGUUUAAUAGACACAACGACAAAUACAAAAUAAAGUCAUGAGUGCAUUAUGCUGUGAGAAAACAAUUCACCAAAUUAUAUUUUUUAAUUAAAAAUUUUUUUUUUUUAGAUUUAAUGGCAUAACAUCAUAAGGAAUUGGAGUAAAAUUUGGCCAUUCAGCGCAUCACAUCUACAUUCAAAAUCAUGGCUGACCUAUUUCUCUCUCAUAACCCCAUUCUUCUGCCUUCUCCCCACAACCUCUGACACCUGGAUUAAUCAAGAAUCUAUCUAUCUCUGCUUUAAGAAUAGGAGUAGAUUUCAUUUGUCCUGACAAAUUUCACUUGUCCCGUUUCGCUUUAGGCACAGGGGUGCGUGCCCCUUACAUGUUUUUGUAAAUGGAAGAAAAUUGGACCUUGGUUGCAGACUUCCCAGUCUAGAUAUUCAUGGUGAUUUCAACAAUUAAUUUGAAUGAAUGCUUGUUUUCAGUCUGUGCCUAAUUUGGAGCCCAUCAGCAUUCAUGUUAUCAGAUCAUCAUGUACGCCCAUGAGAAGGUUCUAGAACGUUCACUGCUUUGUAAAAUUUGUUUAAAGUUAAUAGUCAAAAAACUUUGUGAGAUACAAUGUUUUAAAUCGCUGUCUAGUGACCAAGUACACCUGACUAGUGUAUACUACAAUAAGGGAUUGACUGGAGGUGGUAUAAUAAUCAGUUUAUUAAUAACAGGGUUAGAUUCCAGGACCUUUAAUCUAGAAUCUUAAAUUUGAUAUUGUCUAACUAUGUUUAAUUAUAGAUUGAAUCAGUAAUGUUAUAUCUGAACAGAAACUCCUGGAAAUUACAUUAGGCCUGUAAGUUCUUUGAGGUGAACAUUGGCAGAGUGAAGUUAUCUUCCGCUUUGGCCAUAAACAUUUGUAUUGUUUGCCUAUCUGUUGCUUUGGCCUGAAUCGUGUCAUUUGUCACAUCAGACGUGUAUCUGGUUCUGAUCAUCCUCAUGCCCUCUGCAUUAAAGAGAUCAUCUCUUUGCACAUCCACAUCAUUCACUGUUCUGCCUCAGUCCAAUUCUUACUAAAAUCGUAUGUGCUUGCCAUUUUCAAACCUAACUGGGAAUGAAUUGGAAAGCUCUUAAAAGUGGGAGUAUGGAUCAGGAUGUGGAACAAACAAUGGAAUGUGCAAGUAUCUCUAUUUGUAUUCUGGAUAAAGUAGGUGCAUAGGAGUUCAGACCAAUCAUUUUGAUGGGCAAUGAUAAGGGCAUGAUACAAUGAAUGGUAUCAUGACCUGCCCUCUUUCGGAGCUUCUGGCAUAUCUUUGCAGUGACCCAGUAAAUGCCAUUAGCAGUCUGAUUCAUACUGCAACUCUUAUUGAUCGAGAAGUCAAUGCCGGGGGCUGUGGUGGAGGCACAUCCAACAGUAGCAUUUUAAAGGCUUUUAGCCAGGAUCAUGGAUAUGCAGGGAAUGGAGGGGCAUGCAUCAUGUCAUGAGUAGGCAGAUGAGGUGAAUUUAUCUUGUCAUCAUGUUUUCGCAUAAACAUAAUUUCUUUCUCAUUGUUUCUACAGCUACACUCAACAUAGCAUUAAUUGCUACUUAUUAAACAUCAAAAUAUAUCUAUAAAGUUUAUAGAAUGGGUUUUCUAAGUUUCUUUUAAUGAAAUCAACAGCCCAAAGUGACCACAGAUGAGCCAGCUUUACCAUAUUUACAUUCCAUUAUUUAAAAUAUAAUAAAACAUAACUUUUGUUUAAACACAAUGAGUAAAUCCCAAGCUAACUCUGUCAGCAAUAUAGUUUUUUUUUGCCAGUUUAUGAUCUGCCUAUACAAUGCAUUAACUGUCAUCUUAGGAGGGACUAUUUUUGACAACUAGCUUUGUGCAGCCAAUUGGUAUUCUAAAAUAUUCAGCAGGAUUUGCUAAGAUAUUUAGCAGGGAAAAUUCCACAGGAAAGUUCACAAUUUCUUCUAGUAGUUUUGUUCAAACUUCCAGCAUCUGUAAUUUCUUGUGUUGACUCUAAUUUCCCUGGCUGGAGAGCCUAGAAUACUCAAUAGGUAGGAUCGGUAAACUCAAUGGGUUAACACCUCUGCUCAGUCUGGCUAAAUUACAUCUGAUUACAUCUUAUCUCCAUUUACUUUGUUGUUACCUUCUCCAAGCCAGGGCCGGCCUUAGGAGGUGCGGGGUCUAAUUGGGAAAAUUUUCCGUUGAAAUAUAAAUAAAUAAUUAUAAAUGAGUCGUGUGUCGUGAGUAACAUGACAAUUCGGGGGAGAGUUCCUUUCACAGCGUGUGGGGAGUCUAGCCAGGGGUAAAGUUGCGAGGAGGGAAUGAGCGUUGAGAAGGAGGGGGUCGGGUUCAUGCCAGUAACACUCACUCACUGCUGCGGGCGCCACCGCAUUGUGGCCGCUUCCCAUCAGCUGCUAGCAAUGAGGGAUAGACUUGGCUAUACCUCAGUACAGCAACAUCGUUCUUGAUGUUGCUGUACUGAGGGAUAACGAAGUCUAUCCUUCUUGGCUAACAACCUAACCUUCGGCCUCCAAGAUGCGGGUACAUUUUCCAGCAAUUUUACAAAAUCUUGAGAUUCGAAAAAUCAAGUCUGCAAUUUUAUCUAACUCGGAAAUUGAAUAUAGACAAAAUCUGGAGUAGCUCAGCAGGACAGGCAGUGCAGCGACUCUGGAGAGAAGACCCUUCUUUAGACUGAACUGAACUCUCGUCGGUGAGAGUACUUGUGAUUGUCUGAAGAAGGGUCUCGACCAGAAACGCAACCCUCUCCCCAGAGCCCCUGCCCAUCCCGCUGAGCCACCACAGACAGGGAAUUGAAGGUAGACACAGAGGGGUCCACCUUCAACUUCAGAGUCAAACAAAAAACACAGAAUGUUGGAGAAACUCAGCGGGCAAGGCAGCACCCGCGGAGGGAACAUAUCACUUAUCAGGAGCCGCCACGGGCCAGGAAUCCCCCCUCCCCCCCAAACAGAAAAGAACUGCAGAUGCAGCCAUCACCGCAAAACGUCGAAGAAAGAACUGUAGAUGCUAGAAAAUCAAAGGUAGACAAAAGUGCUGGAGAAACUCAGCGGGUGUAAGGCAGCAUCUAUGGAGCAAAGGAAAUAGCCGGGUCUGAAGAAGGGUUUCGACCCGAAACAUUGCAUAUUUCCUUUGCUACAUCGAUGCUGCCUUGCCCUCUAAGUUUCUCCAGCUUUUUUAUCUACUGCAAAACGUCAAUGAUUCCAGGAAUGCCGAGAGAGCAAGAGAGAGAGAGAGCACGCAAGGGAGAGAUAGGGAGGGAGAGAGCGAGACAGAGAGACACAACGUGGGUCGGUAGGUAAAUUGAAUGACUAACCUGAUGCAGACCAUGAAGAAGUUCUCACUCAUGAUCAAAGAUCUUAUAGCGGAGCUUGCUCAUGAUGGUGAGUUUUAAGAAAUUCAAUGUGUCAUUAAUGCAUCAAUCUACAUUCCUCAGUAAAAUGUAAUUAUGUUUUGAAGAAGUGUUAAUGACGUCGCAUGAAUUGUAUUCAAAGGAACCCUCCUCCACCAUAAAUGAGGCUCGCACCAGGGUCUCUUCCAUACCCCGCAACACUGCUCUCUCUCCCCAUCCCCCCACUCGCAACAAGGGCAGAGUCCCCCUAGUCCUCACCUUUCACCCCACCAGCCGUCACAUACAAAAGGUAAUCCUCCGUCAGCUUCGCCACCUCCAACGUGACCCCACCACUCGCCACAUCUUCCCAUCUCCCCCCAUAUCUGCCUUCCGCAAAGACCGCUCCCUCCAUAACUCCCUUGUCAAUUCUUCCCUUCCCUCUCAUACCACCCCCUCCCCGGGCACUUUCCCUUGCAACCGCAAGAGAUGCAACACUUGUCCCUUUACCUCCCACCUCGACUCCGUUCAAGGACCCAAGCAAUCGUUCCAGGUGCGACAGAGGUUUACCUGCAUCUCCUCCAACCUCAUCUAUUGCAUCCGCUGCUCUAGAUGUCAGCAGAUCUAUACCGGUGAGACCAAGCGGAGGUUGGGCGAUCGUGUCGCCGAACACCUCCGCUCGGUCCGCAAUAACCAAGCUGACCUGCCGGUGGCUCAGCACUUCAACUCCCCCUCCCACUCCGUCUCCGACCUCUCUGUCCUGGGUCUCCUCCAUGGCCACAGCGAGCAGCACCGGAAAUUGGAGGAACAGCACCUCAUAUUCCGUUUGGGGAGUCUGCAUCCUGGGGGCAUGAACAUUGAAUUCUCCCAAUUUUGUUAGUCCUUGCUGUCUCCUCCCCUUCCUCAGUCCCCCAGCUGUCUCCUCCCAUACCCCAAUCUUUAGGCUCCUCCUCCUUUUUCCUUUCUUGUCCCCGCCCCCGAUCAGUCUGAAGAAGGGUUUCGGCCCGAAACGUUGCCUAUUUCCUUCGCUCCAUAGAUGCUGCUGCACCUGCUGAGUUUCUCCAGCUUUUUUGUGUACCUUCGAUUCUCCAGCAUCUGCAGUUCCUUCUUAAACGCAGCGUCAUUAAUACUUCUUCUAAAACACAAUUACACAUUUACUGAGGAAUGCGAAUCCAUGCAUUGAUGACGCAUUUGGAUAACGACUUGUUAACACAAGUGCUACAGUCGUUAACACAUUGUUUGUGUCUGAUAGCCGUACAGCGCCUGUAUUCCAUGUGCAAAACCAUGUAAGUUUUGUAAAAAAAAUCCGUAUGGCGAAUGUGUUUUUUUCAUCUUUAUUUAACAAAGCAAAUUUGUAUUUCCAUAUGAAAUACGGAAAAUUAACGCGGGGCCCCCCUUGGGCGCGGGGUCCAAUUUGGAAAACAUAGAAAAUAGAAAAUAGGUGCAGGAGUAGGCCAUUCGGCCCUUCGAGCCUGCACCCCCAUUCAAUAUGAACAUGGCUGAUCAUCCAACUCAGUAUCCUGUACCUGCCUUCUCUCCAUACCCCCUGAUCCCUUUAGCCACAAGGGCCACAUCUAACUCCCUCUUAAAUAUAGCCAAUGAACUGGCCUCAACUACCUUCUGCGGCAGAGAAUUCCAGAGAUUCACCACUCUCUGUGUGAAAAAUGUUUUUCUCAUCUCGGUCCUAAAAGAUUUCCCCCUUAACCUUAAACUGUGACCCCUUGUUCUGGACUUCCCCAACAUCAGGAACAAUCUUCCUGCAUCUAGCCUGUCCAACCCCUUAAGAAUUUUGUAAGUUUCUAUAAGGUCCCCCCUCAAUCUUCUAAAAUCUAGUGAGUACAAGCCGAGUCUAUCCAGUCUUUCUUCAUAUGAAGGUCCUGGCAUCCCAGGAAUCAGUCUGGUGAACCUUCUCUGUACUCCCUCUAUGGCAAGAAUGUCUUUCCUCAGAUUCGGAGACAAAAAUCGGUCUAAUCGGCCUAGGGCCAGCCCUGCUCCAAGCUAACAAUGAUCUAUUCUACAUUUUCCUUGAUCUCCAGCCCCUUUGAUGUCUCGUUCUCACACCUGAUAUUUCCUUAUCUCUGUAUCCCCCCCUCAGUCUGAAGAAGGGUCGUGAUCCGAAACGUCAUCUAUUCCUCUCCAGAGAUGCUGCCUGCCCCGCUGAGUUACUUCAGCAUUUCGUGUCUAUCUUCGGUUUGAACCAAAAUCUGCAGUUCCUUCCUACACACGGGUUGGAUACCUUGAUGUUUAAUAAAUAGCAAAUUAUUUCUAUAUUGAGUGUAGCUGUAGAAACAAAGGUGAAGGAAAUGCCAAACAUCUAGCUCACUAUUCAUGUUAACCUGCAAAACAUUAACAGAAAUGGAAGUACAAGUGAGGCAGAAGCUGGUUUCUUUGAACCCACCCAGUACAGCGAUUAAAGGUGUUGACAGAAAUUCAUGUUGGUUCAAGCUUGAAGGCAAGUCUAAAUAAAAGUGAACAUUUGACUGAUGAUGAAUAAAUCUGGCAUCUACCCCUGCACCAAGAACAUGUACUCAUUUAUAAUUAAAUCACAAAUUGCUUAAAGGCUGCCUUCUAUGGACAUCUUCUGUUUAUGUGAGAUUAGUUGAAAUAAUUAGAAUUGACAUUUUGUGUGAAUGUCAUUUUAUGCUGACACAAACAUAAUGACAAGUGUUUAUAUAGAAAUAAUGGAUGAGAUAUUACCAAUCAAUUUAGGUGCAUAGAUAUUAAAAUAAUCAUCAGCCAUCCUGAAACUUCUUGGUUAAUGGUCAUUGUUGACUUUUUAAUGAAAAACAACAAAGAAACAUUAUUCAAAAGAUUAGUCUGAAAUACUGGCAUAGUUUAUAGUUGAUCUUCUAAUAUAAUACCUUAGUAAGAGAUAAUCUACUUGACUGCAAAACCGAGAGAAAGAUUACUUUUUUUGUUUUCUGGAAAGUGAUGAAUGUGAUGCAAAGCACUGCAGGUGUUGUAAAGUGCAAUAAAAACAAACACAAACUGGAAUUGUUGAGCAAGCGAGAUCACGCGGGUGGAGAGAAACCAAUGCUAAUGCUUCACCUCAAUGAUUAAAAUCAUCAGUUAAUCUGUCUCACCCUCUUCAGAUGCUGCCCGGUUAAAUAAUCGUGAAGCCAAGUGGGACUUUGGAUCUGACUAUUGUAACAUUGAAGAUAUAUUAAUCAUAGCACAGUUGUAUAGUUGUCAGAACCUUAAACAAUAAUAACCAUCAUAUCACAUUGGCUUAGAUGGUUAUUUAGAACAAUAGAAAUAGAAACAGGAGUAGGCCAUUUGGCUCCUUAGAGUCAUAGGAAACAGGCCAUUUGACUGUUUCAUAGCCAGCAAACAUUGAUUUUGAUUGAAUUUAAAUUGCCUUUGUUUGUUUACUUCCACUUCUACUGGACUUCAUUCCUUUGCUUUUCUUAAACUUUUCAAAAAUUAAUUCUGUCUGACAUGGAAGCCACAUAAUAUGAAAGUCAAAUAUUGAUCUAGUUCACAUGGUAAUAUAGAUUUCAAACAUAAAUUGGUACUAUAACCAUAUAACAAUUACAGCACGGAAACAGGCCAUCUCGGCCCUUCAAGUCCGUGCCGAACAAGUUAUUUUCCCCUAGUCCCAUCUACCUGCACUCAGACCAUAACCCUCCAUUCCUUUCCCGUCCAUAUACCUAUCCAAUUUAUUUUUAAAUGAUAAAAUCGAACCUGUCACCACCACUUCCACUGGAAGCUCAUUCCACACAGCUACCACUCUCUGAGGUACUGUAUGAUAUUAGUACAGGUCUAUUCCACGCCAACAUGCUGAAAAGCUCCUCCAUGCCUUUGAUACAUUAUACUUGACUUUUCUAGUGCAAAAGUUCUAUUCUUCUAUUCUAACCUUCUCCUUCAUUCGUCUACUCUCUUCUAAACUUGAAAUAAUUCAGAAACCCUGUAAUCUAUAACCUAAUUCCUUCCAUCCCAGCUUAUGUCCAACCCUCGUGAUUGCCGACCCUUGUUGAUUGUAGGUUAAGCCAUCGAUCACCUCCUCCACAGCCAACUAUGGUCCAUUGUGGGCUCUUUGGCCAUUGGUGCCGGCUCUGAUCUGUUCUAUGCCUUUUCAUACCUCUAGUUUCUCUCUCCCCUAACUGAAGAAGGGACUUGGCCCGAAACAUCACCUAUUCCUUUUCUCCAGAGAUGCUGCCUGACCCGCUGAAUUACUCCAGUACUUUGUGUCUAACAUGAUUUUAAAAUGUUGCUGUUUUCAAAAUUUACAUGAUCACUCUGCUCCCUAUCUUCAUAAAAUCUUCCAACACUUUCUCUCAGAUAUCCUAUUUCUGGCCAAGUGAUCAUUUCAGAUUUACAAGGCAUCAUAUUUGGAUGCCAAGGGAUUAAUCUCUGAAA
Molecule: messenger RNA, 8863 nt
Organism: Leucoraja erinaceus (little skate)
Lineage: Eukaryota; Metazoa; Chordata; Chondrichthyes; Rajiformes; Rajidae
Gene: aqp7
Product: aquaporin 7
Exons: 6
Coding region: 108-995 (295 amino acids)
Biological process (GO): water transport; glycerol transmembrane transport
Cellular component (GO): plasma membrane; basolateral plasma membrane
Molecular function (GO): urea transmembrane transporter activity; glycerol channel activity; water channel activity
Source: RefSeq, a predicted model, not a curated record